Epinephelus fuscoguttatus (brown-marbled grouper) is the source of this 2229-nucleotide messenger RNA. Its product is annotated as LITAF domain-containing protein-like. Bases 1736 to 2104 code for a protein of 122 amino acids. The transcript has 6 exons. The record is from RefSeq and is a predicted model, not a curated record. Gene Ontology annotation, molecular function: zinc ion binding. Lineage: Eukaryota; Metazoa; Chordata; Actinopteri; Perciformes; Serranidae.
UCACUGAAAAUUUACAGUUUUCGCUGCAUGCAGUCUUUUUUCAAAAUAAACCUCAGAUGUAGGUUUACUUCAUUUUUUUUAGAUUUACUUCCUUAGGUUUCCGCAGAAAAAGUACAUGGUUAGGUUUAGAAAAAACAUCAGAGUUUGGCUUAAAUUAAGUAGGCUAUGUUGUACUGUAACAUCACGACCUACAUCAUUCCUGUAGUAUGCUAGACAUACUAGCAUACUAUGCUACCUUGUCAAGCCCUUUUCACACAGAGCGUGCAAAGAUCAGACCUCCGCCGAUGAACCUAUUCAUUGUGAAUGUGCUACCACGGCACAAGAGCGCACCACUCUGCCACCGAGCCGAGCAGCACGCCGCCAGCCUCCGCUUGAAUUGAAAUUUUUUUAAUUUCACCGCACGACAGGAUUCAGGACGACACCUCGGCGCGUCCAAUUGCAGAGAAGAGCCCGAAGGAGACCAGGAAGCGGUCACCAUGGAGCUGUAGCUCCUGAACGAGCCUCUACUCCCCCAAAUCCUGUCUUGCGCGCCUUGCUCUCCACUUGCUCUGUGCCCUACCCCCUGGUGGGCGCCGCGAAAAUCGCACUCUGUGUCAGAGAGGCUUUAUUAGAUAGCUUGAUUGGCUUUUGGUUUCACACGGGACAUAAACAGUGGUGUCCUGGGUUAAAGUCCUCUGUAUUUUUUGACCCAUCCAUCUGCCUUCCCACCAACCCUAUGCAGACUUUCUCGCCAGUUACUACAGCAGUUUCUAAGAGCAUCAUAAAAUUACACUGCCUGGUAUGUCUCAUCCUGACACUAAAGGGUGCCUCGAUGCGCUGGUGUCUGACAGCAAGGGCUACUGCCCAAGCAUAAAUAUUUGACCAGCUAGCAGUGAGAGUGUGUUUUUUUGUUUUGUUUUGUUUUUUUAAAUAAAAAGAAAGUAUAUUUUUGCGAUCCACUUUUAAAGACUUAUAUCUUAAGUAGGAACCAUAAUGCUCAAGGCUGAGUGCUGCAAACAAGAUGGAGAAUAGACGGACUAAUGUGUUGGUUUUCUUCUUUCCACAGGAUUUGUUCACAGUAAGAGAAACAUAGAGCAAUACCAGCCUUAUCCUUCAAAGUUUUUUUUUUCACGUCAGCCUUCCAAAAUGACUUUAACUCUAAUCACCAAGUAUAUCUCCAAAUGUCAAAAGAUGCUUUUCAGGCUCUGACAAUCAUCCAGAGUAUCCUAACAAAAGAUGUUUCUGUGACAUUUACUGUAUGCAAAUUAACGCAUCUAAAAUGUCCCCUGUUUGCAUCUGAAUGCACAACAUAUUCAAGAUAUCCCACACAGACACAGUGCAGUUUUCGUAUAUAAAUCCCCAGGAUUUUGGUAAGAAUGCUUUAGAGAAAACAGCUUUUAUUUUUUGUAUGCUCUACAAACAGAAUGCCCUUCAGUAUGGUCUCAGACAUGACACACUAAAACGUUUCUUAAUGUUUGCCUCAAACACUAAAACAUUAAUAUGAAAUAAUAUGAAACAUUAAAUAUGAAAUGUUUUGAUAGAUCCUUGAUUGUACCUUUGCUUGUAUUUUAUUUUCUUGUCUUAUAGCUGUUUUUGUUUUAUUUUUACCUCUUGGUGAAUGUUUUAUUUUUAUGUGUACCAACAUGUAACUCCUAUUUAUAUGUCCCUGUAGAGCUCUCCUGCCCUAGUUGCCCUCAAACAUCAGAGGAAGAAGCAGCACCAGGCUCUCACAUAUCCUUCUGACCAAGCAGAUAUCAUGGAAAAGGGCCAGGGACCUCCUCCAGAACUGGCACCGCCGUAUCCUGGUACCCCUGGGGACUACAAUGUGGGAGUCUACCAUGCUCAGCCUGGCAUCCAGCCCAGUCAACAACCUGUUUACCUGCACAGCCCACAACAACCUCAAGCUGUGACCCCGGUGGUGGUGGUGCAACACCUGCCGACUGAUGCUCCUGGACAGAUGAUGUGUCCUCACUGCCAGAGCACAGUAGUCACUAAAACUGAGCACAAAAAUGGUUUGCUCACCUGGUUGAUUUGUGGUGGACUAGGAAUCAUCGGGUUUUGGGGUAAUGGACCAGGUUCCAGUUCAUCCUACAUGUUUGAUACACCAUCCAGGCCUGGAGCAUGACUGUUUGAAGCCAUACACCCUGCAGAACAUCCACAACAUUUACUGGUAUGACUAUGGACCCUUCAGGCGUCCGUAGUACAGCACAGGACAGGAUGGACGCCUGAAUGGAAAGAACUGGACACUAU